Messenger RNA from Protopterus annectens (West African lungfish), 1324 nucleotides. It is a transcript of the gene R3HDML, whose product is annotated as R3H domain containing like. Lineage: Eukaryota; Metazoa; Chordata; Ceratodontiformes; Protopteridae. Bases 444 to 1214 code for a protein of 256 amino acids. The record is from RefSeq and is a predicted model, not a curated record. Gene Ontology annotation, cellular component: extracellular region. The transcript has 6 exons.
GAAAAAACAGCGUUAUAUACCGAGUGCGUCAGCUGCCACUGCAGGUUAACAACUUUUGGCUCGCUCAGUUCUCUUAAAACUGAGUAGAUUGCACACUAUCCCUUUAGAAGAAGCCAAGUUAUUGCUUGGUUGUUGUCUGAGGCGCUGGCUCCAAGCUUUAGGAUCAGUACUCUGUGUGUUCUGUCUUUGGGAAACCAUCCCUCACUCCUUGUAUCAUUGAGAGGUACUUGCACACUUGCCAGACUCGUGGCUGGCUUUUCCAUCUGCUAGCGAGUUUCUCCUUUCACCUUAAAAAGCCUGGUUCCGAUCUUGUCCUCUUCAUAAACCGGUGCGAGGAACAGCAAUACCCAGUGAAGUGAAACUGUACAUCACACAACUGUCAGAUAUACUAAACUACACCGUGAGGGUUAAAAUAGCAACAGUCUUGAGAGUGUGAACUGAAGAUGACGGUGUUGCACAUCCAGCUUUACUUUAGUGCUCUACUUUUGUGGAUCGUACAGAAGUCAACAUCCUUCUUGCUGCCCAACGCUACAGACCUUCCUGGCCCCUACCACGACACCCAGCCGGACUCUCCGAAGUUUCCAAACUUUUUUGGCAUCCCCCGAAACAGGCGGAAGCGGUACAUCUCCCAGGGAGACAUGAGUGCGAUUCUGGAAUACCACAACAACGUGCGCUCGCAGGUGUUUCCUCCAGCUGCAAACAUGGAAUAUAUGGUUUGGGAUGACAGGCUAGCAAAGUCUGCAGAAGCGUGGGCAGUUAAAUGCAUUUGGGACCAUGGCCCUCCACAGGUGAUGAGAUAUUUGGGACAGAAUCUAGCUGUUCGCUCUGGGAGGUAUCGGUCUGUUGUAGAUCUUGUGAAAUCAUGGCAUGAUGAGAAACUAUAUUAUUCCUUCCCUUAUCCUCAGGAAUGCAAUCCUAGCUGCCCUAACAAAUGCAGUGGUUCUGUAUGUGGUCACUACACCCAGAUGGUGUGGGCCAUGACCAACCGAAUAGGUUGUGCUGUUCACAACUGCUACAACAUGAACGUGUGGGGAAGUACAUGGCGUCGUGCUGUAUACCUAGUGUGCAACUACGCAAUUAAGGGAAACUGGAUAGGUGAAGCUCCUUAUAAGAUGGGAAGACCUUGCUCAGCCUGUCCGCCAAGCUACGGAGGUUCCUGCAUUAACAAUUUGUGUACUUUUGGGGCCCAGUCCAACAAAAUAAACUGGGUAUAGUUUCAGGAAUAACCACUGUUAAGUCUCCAAAGCAGUGCAGUUUCUGUAGAAAACUAAGACACAUUUUGGUUUAAAACUAUUUUUCCUGCAGUAAACCAGAUUUGUGCAGA